AGCUACUACGUCUUCGCUAGCCUUCUGACUGAUUCUCUUGCUGAAACUUACAAGUACACAAACGGCGCAGACAAACCCAACACCAAAACAUUGCGAAAUUAUAAACAAUGGCAGACAACGAUCUCACCCCCGAGCAAGAAGCCACUGCCCGCGCCAAGGAAGCCGAGGAACAAGCAGCGCUGCCCUACAAAUGGAACCAAACCAUCGCUGACCUUGACAUCAACAUCACUGUCCCCGGAAACCUCAAGGCCCGAGAUCUCGUUGUCGAGUUCAAGAGGCAGAAGCUCAAGGUCGGCAUCAAAGGCCAAGACCCCAUCAUCGAUGGCGACCUCCCGCACACAAUCCUAACCGAAGAGUCCACCUGGACGCUCACCUCGUCACCGGACGGGACCAAGACAAUCGAGAUCCACCUAGACAAAGCGAACAAGAUGGAAUGGUGGGCGCACGUCGUGACCACCGCGCCCAAGAUCGACGUGACCAAAAUCCAGCCCGAUAACUCCAAGCUGAGCGACCUCGACGGCGAGACCCGCGGCAUGGUCGAGAAGAUGAUGUACGACCAGCGCCAGAAGGAGAUGGGCCUGCCCUCCUCCGACGAGCAGAAGAAGGCCGACAUCCUCAAGAAGUUCCAGGCCCAGCAUCCCGAACUCGACUUUAGCAACGCCAAGGUAAAUUAAGAUACUUGCUCCCUACCAAGUUACGGAAGAGUACAGUUGGGAAAUACCGUGAGGACAUGCUUGCUUGCUGCAUAUAGUUAUAAGGACACACGAAGUAUCAAGAGCACGGAAAGGCUUUGGAAUAAAAGUGCAUCUUAUUAAUUACGUAUGUAUAUAUAAGUGCUACGAGAGAAAUGGAAUGUGCAGGGUGAAACGAAUCGCCAGUACCACGGAAAAGGCAAACAAGACCAAGGGUAGCGGCGUCAGAGAG
Daldinia loculata is the source of this 924-nucleotide messenger RNA. RefSeq names its product CS-domain-containing protein. The record is from RefSeq and is a predicted model, not a curated record. Gene Ontology annotation, cellular component: cytoplasm. NCBI's taxonomy places the organism in Eukaryota, Fungi, Ascomycota, Sordariomycetes, Xylariales, Hypoxylaceae. The transcript is spliced from 3 exons. Gene Ontology annotation, biological process: protein folding. The coding region runs from base 108 to 674 and encodes 188 amino acids.